AUGCCAAAGAUUGCACAUCAGUCUCUUUCGGAAAGGCUUAUUACACUUGUCAAGCAUCCACAAUUUACUUGGUGGUGUGGACAUCUUAUUAUGCUAUUUUGUACAUUUUUUUAUUGUUUUAAUUGGAUCACUUUUAAUAGUGAACGGGCAGCUUCCUAUUACUACAUAGCAUAUUUGGGUUCUAUGUUAAGUUAUGGCGUGGUUGUUUAUAAAGUAUCUGGUAAACCAAGUUUAAGUUAUGAAUAUUUAAGAAAAAUCAACAAAGAUGAAAACAUCUUUUAUCUUAUUUUGGCAUUAAAUUGGUACUUCAAUACACCAGUUACAGUUACACUUUUUCCAUACGCAACAUUUUCUUUAUUCCAUUUUGUAACGUAUCUACGUCUAAAUAUUCUUACAACAUUUUUCCCACCACCAUCAACACCUCCUCAAUCAUCUCCAUCUCAACCCAGAGCAUUAUCGAUCACACCUGCUCAUCAAUGGGCAAUUGAUUUGUCGAAAUGGAUUUCUCUCUGGGUCCAAAAUAAUCAUGAGCCUGCAAUGAAAUAUGUCAGUCUUGUUGAAGUGGUUGUAAUUCCUUUGACUUUACUUUGGAAUGUCAUAACCUACUUGGACAACAAAUUAUUACCACCAACUGCCAGCAAGAAGAUUCCACCUUAUGUAACAUCAACUUAUAAAAAGUUGAGAGCUUUCAUUAUCGGAGCUGGUCAAUACAAUCCCCAGCAUUCUUUUAAUACGAGACAACAUCAACAGUAA
Entrophospora sp. SA101 is the source of this 753-nucleotide messenger RNA. NCBI's taxonomy places the organism in Eukaryota, Fungi, Glomeromycota, Glomeromycetes, Entrophosporales, Entrophosporaceae. The record is from the annotation of a GenBank genome assembly.